This is a messenger RNA of Synchiropus splendidus (mandarinfish), 1592 nucleotides long. RefSeq names its product oocyte zinc finger protein XlCOF6.1-like. The transcript is spliced from 2 exons. NCBI's taxonomy places the organism in Eukaryota, Metazoa, Chordata, Actinopteri, Syngnathiformes, Callionymidae. The record is from RefSeq and is a predicted model, not a curated record. Bases 127 to 942 code for a protein of 271 amino acids.
CACUGAUCUGCUCUGCAUGUGAGAAGAAAUGCUUUGCAAAGGCUGAACUGACUCAAAUUUUCCUACAGUGGAACUUGUUUGCUCUGUGGGAACCGUUUCGAAACGAGACAGAAACUGAGGAGACACAUGAGAAUGCACUCUGGAGAAAAACUUUUUAACUGGUCUCAAUGUGGUAAAUGUUUUUCAGAGAAAGGUCACCUGUUUAAUCACUUGCGAGUUCACACUGGUGAAAAACCAUUCAUCUGCUCUCAGUGUGGAAAAUGUUUUUCUCUGAAAUGCACCCUAAAGAAUCACAUGAGAGUUCACACUGGGGAAAAACCUUUCUUCUGCCCCCACUUUGGAAAAUGUUUUUCACAGAAAAUUCAUCUGAAAUAUCACAUGAGAAUUCACUCUGGACAAAAACCUUUCAUCUGCUCCCAGUGUGGAAAAUGUUUUACUAAGAAACGCACCCUAAAGAAUCACAUACGAGUUCACACUGGUGAAAGACCUUUGACUUGUUCGCUUUGUGGGAACCGUUUUGAAACAAGAAGGAAACUAUCGAGCCACAUGAGAAUUCACUCACAGGAAAGACCUUUCAUCUGCUCCCAAUGUGGCAAAUGUUAUUCACAGAGAUGUUACUUGACGAGACACAUGAGGGCUCACACAGGCGAAAAACCUUUCGGCUGCUCCCACUGUGGGAAAAGUUUUCCAGAGAAAGGCAAACUAAAAGAGCACACAAGAGUUCACACUGGGGAAAAACCUUUCAACUGCUCCCUGUGUGGAAAAUGUUUUUCAAAGAAAGUCAAACUAAAUGACCACAUGAGAGUUCACACUGGCGAAAAACCUUUCAACUGCUCCCAGUGUGGAAAAUGUUUUGCUGCAAAAGGGACCCUGAAUAGACACAUCAAAAGUCACAUUAGAAAAACUUUGCUUCUUCUGUCACUUAAAAAAGAUUUAAGUUGAACCAUCACCUGAAAAACCACUGUGGCAGACUGUGUUAAUGCAGUGAGUUUGCAACCAAUGUAUAACACUGUGGCAGCUGCAGGAACAGUGUGCAAGACCUUUGUAGUAAUAUUUUAAAAAGGUUUAUUAACACUGAUGGGAAAUUCCAUAAAUGACUGAGAAUAUGAAUAUUUGGGAAUACGUUUUUUUUUUAUGUAAAUAAAAACUUUUAUUUGGGUGUUAAUGGGUGUUAUACAGUGUUAAUAUUCUUGUAAGUGCUUGUGCUACUAAUAAAGUUAUUCACAGACGGAGGAAUGCUGAAUGACUGAGGAAGCACGAGAGGAGAGUGUGGUUGAGGGUGUGUGAGAAAGAGAGACGUUACAGUUGGAAUACAAUGCCGGGAGUGAAGCAGACACUCUCACGAGUAAACACGCGAGAUACAGGUGUGUCCUCUAGAUUUAGUGGUCGGACUUUAACAAGUGAAUUGUGAUUAAUUAAUUAAUCAUAAUUAACAAGUUAAAAUAUUUCAUUUAAUCGUUUUAUUUUAAUUUAGUUGAACAGUUUGCUCUCCAGACAACACAGAACCUUUGUAAGUGCAGGAGUUCCUGGUCCACUGAUCCCACUGAUGCACAAGACACGUGGCAGCUAGGAUGAUAACAACAACAACAAAC